Pocillopora damicornis (cauliflower coral) is the source of this 1708-nucleotide messenger RNA. RefSeq names its product potassium channel subfamily K member 15. The record is from RefSeq and is a predicted model, not a curated record. NCBI's taxonomy places the organism in Eukaryota, Metazoa, Cnidaria, Anthozoa, Scleractinia, Pocilloporidae. Gene Ontology annotation, molecular function: outward rectifier potassium channel activity; potassium ion leak channel activity. Gene Ontology annotation, biological process: potassium ion transmembrane transport; stabilization of membrane potential. Gene Ontology annotation, cellular component: plasma membrane.
UAACGAAAACAGCUGUAACACAAAACCUUUCAAAGCUGCACUUCACGACUAGACUAUAAGAAAUGGCAGCGCUUGGAAAAGGUGCAAUCUUUUUAAUUUUGUUUUUCCUGUGGUGCGCCUAUGUUGUCCUUGGAAUCUUUGUCUUUGCUGCAACAGAAGGAAAUGUGGUGCAUAAUUCUCAGGAGCGAAGAGAACGACAGAACAUGACUGGCUUGAAAGCUGAAACGAUGGAGAAACACAACAUGACCGAAGCUGAGUUUGAGACCCUCGCGAAGAAAAUUCGUGAGGUGGCGAACUCGCACGAGGAUUAUCAAGAUGAACGCCGAUGGAAUUACAUAGACUCAUUUUGGUUCGUGGUCGUUCUCCUCACGACUAUUGGUUAUGGCGACUUUUACCCAGUCACGGUCAUUGGCAAGGUCGUGUGUGGGUUGUACGCCGUAUUUGGCAUCCCUAUAACCAUCUUGCUCCUGCGAUUUAUUGGCCAGCAGAUGCUACGCGGAGAAAGAGCGCUGAUCACCGCAAUUGAGAGAAGCUGUCUGAAAAGAAAUGGGCCUCCGUGUCACCUGAACGAAAAAUGUUUCGUGUUUGGUUGUCUAUACUUGUUAAUAUUGGUCCUUGGGGGAGCGGGUGCUUCAAUGGUAACAGAGGAAGGGUGGAGUUAUGGGGGAUCCAUCUACUUCUACGUCAUCACAUUCACGACCGUCGGUUUCGGAGAUAUGUAUCCUCAAAAAGGAAGACAUGUCACCAUACCGUUCAUAUUCCUCGGUCUGACCGCCAUCUCGAAUAUUCUUCACGCGGCUGCUGCAUGGGCGCUGGUCAGACGUGUCACUGCGGGCUCAGACGAGAGCGAAGAAACUACGAAGUUAACGGAAUCAACGGAGAAAGGAACUGAGGUUUAGAUGAAAAGAUGAAAAGUAAGCUUGUGGAAAAACGUAUUGUCGAUUCAAACAGCUUCCUAUGUCAAGAAUAACCAUUAAAAGUAUACUUAUUAAGAUAAUUACAAUCAGCUGAAAAUGUAGAAAGUAGUGUAGAAGUGUAGUAGCGUAAGACCCAAAGAAAAUUAAUCUCAACAGCCUAGAUUAUUUUCAAGGUAACCAUAAGUAAAAUAAAAAAACGAACAAACUGGGAAAAGCGCGGGAAAACGUAUAUAGUUAAGUCCGGUGCGAGUUUGUUUAGCUCGCUACCUGAUUGGUCGAGAGGGUGGCGCAAGUGAGGCGAGUUUUUUUAGACCAAUCAGAGCGAAGUAAAUAAACUUGAAGUAAUCCUUGAUCGUUUUGACUUAGACACUCAAUUUAACGAAGGACAGGAAUUUCUCGCUCUGGGUCUCGCACUACUUAGUUUGUGUGCAUUAGAGAAAGCAAAUUAAAUAAGUAAAUUCCUUCGUUGUGUACAAGCGCUGGGGAUGUAAGUGAAGGAAAUCAAACUAAACAUCGGACAAAGUUUUAACCUCUGAGUCGAUCCUGUGGCAGGAGGUAGUCACUCUUGCCCUCUAUAAGGUCUGCUUACUAAUAGAAGCAAAUGGGACUAAAUUUUAACAUGUAUGCUCGUUAUAUGCACUGGAGGUCAAAUAGUAACGCAAAACAUGUACGUUUGAGAAAAUUGCUACUCUCUGUGGAUUGAUGUAGAAAUGAAAAAUUCGCAAAGAAAUAGCAAUAUACUGCAUUUUCUUAACUCCUAAAAGUAUAUGAAAUAAAUUUUGAUUAGCUUU